UUUUUUACUCUUCUUUUUUUUUUUUUUCUUUUUUUUUUUUUUUUCGUCCGCAAGGCUUAGCCAUUACUCUAAAGCAAACAGCACUAUCUCUCACUCUCUCAAUUUCUGUGUUUUCUCAUCAAUGGCGUCGCUUUCCCAACUUGCUCUUGUUCUUGGUCUUUCGUUAUGGUCCUUGGUUUUGCUAGCCUCACCCGCCUAUUCGCUCACCUGCAAAUCCCAGACGUUCAAAAACAACAAGCUUUACUCCUACUGCUUGGACCUCCCAACCCUUAGCUCUUACCUCCAUUGGACCUAUGAUUCAUCCAAUUCCUCCGUCUCCGUGGCCUUUAUAGCGGCUCCUCCGGAUUCCAGUGGAUGGGUUUCGUGGGCUUUAAACCCAACCGGUACGGGCAUGCUUGGAGCACAGGCUCUGGUAGCCUUCAAGCAUUCGAAUGGUUCGAUGGUCGUCGAGACCUACAAUAUCAAUUCGUACGACAUCAAGCAAUCGAAGCUGUCGUUGGAUGUGUGGGACACCAGCGCCGAGUACACGGACGGCGCGAUUAGGCUCUUCGCGAAGAUGAAGGUGCCGGAGAAAUCGGAGACGGUGAACCACGUCUGGCAGGUGGGGCCCAUCACCGAUAACAGCCCUGCAAAGCAUGAAAUGCAGACUGCUAAUCUCAACGCCAAAGCUUCCCUCAAGUUGACGGGACAGACUGACACUUCUACCCCUUCGGGUACCGACUCCAGGACCAAGAGAAAGAACAUUCACGGUAUACUGAACGCAGUGAGUUGGGGGCUUAUGUUUCCGAUCGGAGCAAUCAUAGCGAGGUACAUGAGGACUUUCCAGUCUGCAGAUCCAGCGUGGUUUUAUCUUCAUGUUUUCUGCCAGGUAUCUGCUUAUGCUAUUGGGGUUGCUGGCUGGGGAACUGGAAUUAAGCUUGGAAGUGAGUCAAAGGGUGUUCAGUACACUGGUCACCGCAAUAUCGGAAUAGCCCUCUUUAGUCUUGCAACUUUGCAAAUUUUUGCAUUGUUCUUAAGACCAAAGAAGGAACACAAGUAUCGAUUCUACUGGAAUAUCUACCACCACGGUCUUGGCUACACCAUACUUGUACUCGGAAUCCUCAAUGUGUUCAAAGGCCUUGACAUCCUGGUCCCUGAAAAGAAGUGGAAAUCUGCUUACAUUAUUGCUAUUGCUGCGUUGGGUGUAAUUGCCGUGUUAUUGGAGGCAAUUACUUGGAUCGUAGUGGUGAGAAGGAAGUCAAGCAAGUCUACCAAGCCUUAUGAUGGGUUCAACAAUGGUCAAGGCAGGCAACAGCCACUUGCCAUAUGAUCCAAGCAUUGGUCCAGCUUGUCCUUGCCACAUUGAUUCUGUAAUAUCCUCGUCUUAUCUAUGUCACUUUUUUUUUUUUUUCUUUAUUUGCUUCUUUCAUCUAUCCCUUGUAUAAUGGCUUGAUUUCAUUGAGAUUUUUGUUUAGUAUAUAUCGCAUAUACACACACACAUAUGGUUCAGAUCUUUCGGUUUAUUUUCUCUCUGCGUGGUUAGGUUCUUGAGAAUUCUCCGGUGUGUUUUUGUGUAUUUAGCGUAUUAGAUUUCUUAUUGAUGAUUUCCUUGUUUAAUUUUUUUCGGUACUAUGUAGUUUUACUGGUUUCCACUC
Messenger RNA from Ziziphus jujuba (common jujube), 1634 nucleotides. Its product is annotated as cytochrome b561 and DOMON domain-containing protein At3g25290. NCBI's taxonomy places the organism in Eukaryota, Viridiplantae, Streptophyta, Magnoliopsida, Rosales, Rhamnaceae. The transcript is spliced from 3 exons. The record is from RefSeq and is a predicted model, not a curated record. The coding region runs from base 122 to 1309 and encodes 395 amino acids.